CGUGGGAGGGGGCGCGGGCCCGAACCCCCGCCCCGAACGGGGGUCCCGCCGUGCUGCGCCGCGGGGCGCGGGCGGGGCCGGGCCGGCGGGAUCUGGGCUGUUCAGAGGCGUCGCGGGGAACGGGAGGGGAAGGGGAAAGGAGGGGGGAUUCCCCCGCCGCCCCCCGCGCGGGGAGUGGGGGGGAGUGCGGGGGGCGCGGCGGGAGCGCGGCAGCGGGAGCGCGGCCAGGGAGGAGCGGCGAGGAGCGGAACGAGCCGGCGGCAUCCCCGGGCCCGGUGCGGGAUGCGGCGGAGCGCGGCGGCGUGCUGGGCGCUGGUGCUGCUGGCCGCCACCUUCUGCGACACGGUGGCCGGCAAGGGUGGGCGCGGCGGCGCCCGGGGGGCGGCCCGCGGCGCGGCGCGGGGGGCGGCCCGCAGCCGGCCGAGGGCGGCCGUGCCCCGGUACGGCUCUGCCGGGGCGGCCCUGCGCGUGGCGGGGGCGGCGGCGGCGGGAGCGGCGGCCGGCGUGGCGGCGGGGGCGGCCCUGCGCCGGGCCCGGCUGUCCGGAGAGCUGCAAGCGGGAGACGGCGUCGAGUACCGCGACGGCAACUGGACGGCGGCCGCCAGCGCCUGGACCUCCGCCGCGCCGGCCGGGACCCCGUCGGGCCGGGCCCUGCCCUGGCUCUGCCCGCUGGCCGCCCUCCUCCGCCGCUGAUGGAUUUAGGGGGACCUGACUGUGUCCGGUGCACCCACGAUGCCGCGAGGACCGGCCGCCCCCCCCGGGGCUGAGCCCCACGCCUCGGGCGAGCAGCGGCUCCCGGGGCAAUGGCCACCCACCGCCGGCGGGGCAGGACCCCCGCGGAAGACCCUCCACCACCACCCCUCCACACCGAGCCAGGCCCCGCCGGCUCUGACGGGCACCCUUCUGCACCGCGCCCCUGUCCGUGGCCUCGCCGUGUCCGGAGGCCGAGGAGGCGGCAAUAAAGCUGGGCGAAAG
Molecule: messenger RNA, 975 nt
Organism: Corvus hawaiiensis (hawaiian crow)
Lineage: Eukaryota; Metazoa; Chordata; Aves; Passeriformes; Corvidae
Gene: SPRN
Product: shadow of prion protein
Exons: 2
Coding region: 283-693 (136 amino acids)
Biological process (GO): protein import into nucleus
Cellular component (GO): membrane; nucleus
Molecular function (GO): nucleic acid binding
Source: RefSeq, a predicted model, not a curated record